This is a messenger RNA of Cydia pomonella (codling moth), 9823 nucleotides long. RefSeq names its product endoribonuclease Dcr-1 (gene Dcr-1). Gene Ontology annotation, cellular component: RISC complex; cytoplasm; nucleus. Gene Ontology annotation, molecular function: RNA binding; ribonuclease III activity; protein binding. The record is from RefSeq and is a predicted model, not a curated record. NCBI's taxonomy places the organism in Eukaryota, Metazoa, Arthropoda, Insecta, Lepidoptera, Tortricidae. The transcript is spliced from 43 exons. Gene Ontology annotation, biological process: siRNA processing; pre-miRNA processing; apoptotic DNA fragmentation. The coding region runs from base 188 to 6856 and encodes 2222 amino acids.
GUCAGGAAACUUUUAGUUUAUGUUUCAUUCAAUUGGCAAAGUCUCGGACUUUGCAACAAAAACUGUUCAAGGCUUUAUAAAGUACAACCGGCCGUAAGGACAAGUGAUCACAUUAAAUUCUUAGGUUUCAGGAGGAUAUUUUCAGUUUUGAUUUUAUAAACAUAUAUUGAUAAACAAAUUUUACAAGAUGGCGGAAGGCAACUGGUCGCGUUUCACCGCGGCGGAGGGCGGGGCUCGGCUGGCGGCCGCAGCCCGCACCCGCAACACCAUAGCGGCCGAGCUGGCGGCGUUCACCGCCACGCGGCUGCUGCAUGAAGAGGCGCACGGGAUCAGGGGACCAUUCUCAGCCGGGAAGCAGCGCUCCAUCUUCGUGACCCGUGCCUCUCGGGUCCCUUGUGCGGCGUACGAGCUCCGAAUCCUGACUGACCUCGCGGUUGCCAGUGCGAGUGUUUAUGGAGAUAUUGAGGAUUGGACGCAGGAGGUCGAGGUCAAGGAGGUGAUAGUGUGCACUUCCACCGUGUUCCGCCAACUGCUUGAAGACGGCAUCAUCACCAUGACCAGGGUGAACGUGCUGGUCGUUGACAGCUGUCACCUCGUGCACACCGACGAGGACUUGCAAACAAUAAUGGACCUCUACAAGUCGAGUCCAUCUCAGCCGAGGGUCCUGGGGCUGACCUACCCGCUCUUCCCCGCCAAGAGGUCGGACCCUGAUGCAGAGAACACGCCUGAUGAAAAGGAGGAAUCAUGUGCCAAACAAAUUACCGAAGGCAGCUUACAAGAGUUCGGCGUGUGUGAGAACGUGGAUGACUUCGAGAUGUACAGCAAGCUGGAGUGGAACAUCCGGAGGCUGGAGGAGAGGCUGUGCAGCCAGAUGGAUCUGGCCGAGGAUAUGGACGGCGGGAAAAGGUUCACCGGCGCCCCCUGUAAGCCCAAAGAGCUGAUAGUGGAAUACGCCGUAAGCCGACCAGUCUGCAGCGACUAUGAGGAGUUGGAGAACUUCAUGAGGACCGCCGUCAACGAUGUGACGGAGUUCUUGGAGGAGCACAGAUACGACCCCACGGAGAUCUACGGCGAAGAUUUAUACGAGGAAUUCAUGAAUAUUCCGAACCCGACUAUUGACCCGAAGCUGAUUUUCAAACAGUUUCUGUACGUUUUGGACGAGCUGGGUCCAUAUGGCGCAGACAAAGCGGCAUUUUCCCUGCUAACUAAAUUAGAAAAACUCAAAAUCAAAGUUCCAUACGAGAGACAUUUUCUGUUACUCUGUCUAUGUACUACGGUGUUAGUCAAAAUCCGGUGCUACUCUGAUCUAAUGUUCUCUAAAUACUCUGAGUUAGAUAGAAUUACCACUUUUUCAACAGCAAAAGUACUGAGGUUUAUUGAAAUAUUAGCUCAAUUUGAAAAUAAUUACAGUGAAAAUGAUAAAUCUGAUGAAAAAGCUGUAACAGAUAAAAAUGAAAUUAAUAACGAUGAAAAUCAAAGUGAAAAGACAGAUAGUGUGACUAAAGAUGAUAUUAACGAUAAAGUUACUUUAAAUGGCUAUAAAACAUUAAAUAGUAAUGAAAUUCACGUAGAAAAAGAAAACGAUAAUAAAAAUUUGACGAAAAAGAUGUUAGAUGAUAUAGAAAAAUGCGAUUUUGUAGCACUAAGCAAUAAAAUAGAGGAUAAAGUUAACACUUAUGAGGCUAACUUAAAAGAAAUACACGAUUUAAGUAUAGAUUUAAAUAAACUUGAUGUAAAAAAAGAAUCUAACACCAAAACUGAAAUAACUGAAGUUAAAGCGACUGAAAUGGAGCUUACGGACCCCCGGUCGCUCCUGUUUCCAAGGCGGAUGCAUAGGGUCCGGGGUCGAGGCCGGGUUCAAAGGAAUGUGGUACGAAACCAGCAGGCCCAGAUGAACCCUGACGCGUUGUGUGGCAUCGUGUUCAUGAAUGAACCUAUUAUGGCGAAGAUCAUGUUCCUGGUUGUUGUGGAUCUGUCCCGGUUCGAACCCCGUCUGUCCGGUGUGAGCGCGCAGUAUGUAGCGAGCGGUGGUGCCGCGGACACCACGGAGCUGAGGAGACAUGCGCGUGCACGCGAAGAUGCGCUGAAAAAGUUCCGUAUGCACGACUGUAACCUGCUGCUGGCCACGUCAGCUUUAGAGGAGGGCAUCGACCUGCCGCGCUGCAACCUGGUGCUCCGCUGGGACGUGCCGGCCUCGUAUCGGUCUCACGGGCUGUGCCGCGGGCGUGCGCGCGCGCCGCGCGCCGCGUGCGCGCUGCUGGCCGGCGCGGGGCGCGCGCGCGCGCUGCUGCGGCACGUCGCCGUCUACCGCGAGCUGGACCAGAUCAUAAGCCGCAAAUGCGGCUGUGGAAUCCAGGACGAGCCGCCACAGCAAGAAGAAGAUCACGCAGAUGCCUUCACUGCGCUCGUGAUUCCCUAUUCUCCCUCGUGUAAUAAAAAGAGGAGUAGUGUGGAUAAAGAGUGUUGUGGUGAGGAGGCCAAGAAAGAGGAUAUUGCUAGUGUGGAUCUUAGUUCAGCUAUAGCGUUGAUAAAUAGAUACUGCGGGAAACUCCCCUCCGACACCUUCACCCGCCUCGCGCCCUCUUACCGCACCGAACGAGUCCACAUACGAUCUGCCUCGGGCGUGCAGCCAGCAUGGGUGUGCACACUACGACUGCCGCUCAACUGCCCCGUCAAGUACAACAUCGUGGGUCACCCAAUGCCUACCCGAGUGCUGGCGCGAAGAAUGGCAGCGUUGCAAGCUUGUAGGAUACUGCACAAGUCUGGGGAGCUCGACGACCAUCUUAUGCCUAUAGGCAAGGAGAACUUCAAGGCGGGCGAGCUAGAAGCCUGCGCCGAGGCCGAUGCUAGGCCUGGCACAACGAAGAGAAGGCAAUACUAUUAUAAAAGGACAGCUAGAGCCUUCACGAACUGCGAGCCCAUCGUGGACACGACGGACGAGCAGCUGGCAGAAGAGGCAGACGGACAGACGGAGCCUAUUAUCAGUAACAACGUGCUAUACGCGAUUUCUUGCACACUCUGGUGCGCUCUACCCGAACGAUACAACACUCGAGGACGAAGGCUCCACGCCCCACAGCUAGCGAAACAAGCAUGCGGUGUGCUCAUGCGCGUGCAGCAACCUGACAGAUUGCAAAUUCCAUCGUUCCCGGUGUACACGCGUUCUGGCGAGGUGCGUGUGACCGUGGCCCCCGCCGCUCAUGCCGACACGAGACUCAGCCCGCGUAGGAAGCAACUGAUCACGAGGUUCAUGCGUUUCGUGUUCGCGGAUGUGUUGCGCGUGCGUCGCCGCGGCAUGACGCUGGAGCCGGAAGCCUGCACACACAACAACUACUACGUCGUGCCUACUGUUAAAGUAAACAACCCAGACGGCAGCACCAAAGUGGACAUCGACUGGAAGUUCCUGGAGCAAAUAUACCAGUACACGGAAGAGAAGGCACACGAUGAGCUGGAGAAGCCUGUGCUAUGGACGGAAGAAGGCAGGAGGGACGAAGAAAAACGGCCCGGGGAAGGCGAAGUAUGGGCGAGGAAGGACGAUGGAACUAAAUCCGAACACCAGGACAAGAGGAAAGUUAAGAAGAUGGACAACCCACUGCUGAAGCCGGGCGAGAUCUUCGUGUUUGACCCUGAAAAAUACAGAGAGGCUGUUGUCACCCCGUGGUACAGAAAUCAGGAUCAACCUCAGUUCUUCCUAGUAGCCGAAAUAUGCUCCAACCUGACCCCGGACUCCGAGUUCCCGUCCGACACGCACACAAGCUUCCGAGAUUACUACAAUAGCAAAUAUGGAGUUACACUCACACAGCCGAACCAGCCUCUGUUAGACGUGGACCACACCAGUGCCCGGCUCAAUCUGCUCACGCCCAGAUACGUGAACCGCAAAGGCGUAGCCCUACCCGUCUCCUCAGAGCGCACUCGGCGCGCCAAACGCGACCGACUAGACCAGAAGCAGAUAUUAGUACCGGAACUGUGCACCGUGCACCCCUUCGCGGCGCCACUGUGGUUCGCCACCGUCGCUUUACCUUGCGUACUUUAUAGAAUCAACGCACUACUAAUAGCAGACGAAAUACGUCGCGGCGUAGCGGCAGGCGUGGCGCUAGGGGUCCCAAGGGUCGGACCCGGGUUCCAAUGGCCCCCGCUUGACUUUGGAUGGAGCCUGGCCGAGGUGCUGAGCGCUGACUCUGAGAAGAACGAGAAGAGGAAAGAAAACGAAGAGGAACCGAAAGAUGAAGACGAGAUGGAGUUGGAGAAGGAGAGAGAACACGAGGAGAAGAAAGAGACGGAAGAACCUAAGGAAAAAACGCUAAACGAUAUUUUGCAGGAGAAGGAGGAUGCCGAGAGCGGUUUCGAAAUCGGCACUUGGGACAACAACAUGGCGUCCUCCAUCCCGGAGCCGGCCGAGUUCGACGAGUUUCUAGAACCGCUGCCUCCCAACCUGACCUUCUGCACUUCCGCCUCCGGUGGUGCGAACUGGUGCGACCCUGUUCAGAAGCCGAAGAGCCAGUUCAACCCUUCGCGGACAUUCUCCAUGGCGGACAGCGAUUGCUCCUACAUGUCGAGUGACUUCGACACGGACGAUUCAGAUCUGAACUCUGAAGAUAGCGACGACACAGACACAAGCGGGUUCUGUAGCAGUAGAAGCAAUGCGGCAAUGGGCGUCCGAAUAGAAUACAAGACGGCUCACGAAGCGGAGGCGGUGGACGUGGAGCGGCGCGCCGCGCGGCCCGCGCCGCAGCCGGACCGCGGCGACGACGCGCGCGACGCGGCCGCGCACGCGCGGGCCAUGCGCGCUGGCGACGCGCCCACACAGUGCCUACAACAGUUCCAACAAUCAGUCGCCGAACACGAACAAGAAAUCAUCCAAAAAGGCCUCCUUAUACACCAAGAUCAACCAAUCACAGACAUCCUACCCGACCCAUUUAAGGAUAGCCGAAAAUCCGAACCCAUACCACACGACGAAGUAAAAACAAGAUUCGAACAACUCUUCCCAUAUAAAAACGACUUUUUAAACAUCGAAAAUGGACCAAUAACCUUAGAAGCGAUCGAGAAAAACAAACGAUCGUUACUGGCUGAAUUUAAAAAUAGUUUAUCAGAGGAAGAAAUGAAAAAAUACACUUGUUUCUCUAUGAUAGACGUUGAUAUGGAUUCACCAGAGUAUAAGAAUGAGAAAGUAUCGAAUAUAGGUUUUGAUACAAUGGAGAGUUAUGCAGAGAAAGUGAAGCGUGUCGGUGAGAGGGAAUUCAAACCGUAUUAUGAGGAUAGUAAGGGGCAGAAUGGGAAGGAGUUUGACUUUGAUUUUCAACCGAGUUUGGAGGGGCACCCGGGGCCGAGUCCAAGUGUUAUUUUACAGGCGCUGACGAUGUCGAACGCUAACGAUGGCAUCAACCUUGAACGGCUGGAAACCAUCGGAGACAGUUUCCUAAAGUUCGCCAUCACGGCUUACCUGUACUGCGCGCACCCUACUGUGCAUGAGGGGAAACUCAGCCAUAUGCGGAGUAAGCAGGUGUCAAAUUUGAACCUGUACCGACUGGGUCUACGCAAGCGUCUCGGCGCGCGAAUGAUCGCGUCCAAGUUCGAACCCCACGACAACUGGCUGCCGCCCUGCCACAAAGCCCCUCCGGCUGCCCACGCGCCUGUGGACUCGGAGGGCGGGCAGGAGGCGCCCCCCGCCGGCUGUUUCAUCCCCUAUAAUCUCAUCACGCAGCACAGCAUCCCAGACAAAUCGAUAGCGGACUGCGUGGAAGCCCUAAUCGGAGCCUACUUGUUAGAGUGUGGUCCCCGCGGAGCCCUACUGUUCAUGGCGUGGCUCGGGAUCCGGGUGCUGCCGCGGCAUGACGUGCCCGUCACCGACCACGGCACCGUCAAGAAGUUAGAUGAUUGGCAGAAGAAACAGUCAGCCCGCAUAACACAUAGAGAGUCAGACUCAGAGUCAUCAGACGAAGAUGAUGAUGAACUUCCUCGGCCUGUCGGCUCGUUGGCGCCCUACAAAGAGAAUAAUCAGUGGUUUCUGCCGAUGUUUGGAGCGCUGCGGGCGCCGCCCUCACCGUUACUUCGCUACAUCGCCGACCCCGAGGGCGAGCUUGAGCAGAUGUUGUCCGGCUACGAUGCAUUGGAGCGGACUCUUCAGUACCGGUUUAAAGACCGCUCGCUCCUACUGCAAGCGCUCACACACGCCUCACACCAGAGGAACCGGCUUACAGACUGUUACCAGAGGCUUGAGUUCCUCGGUGACGCCAUUUUGGACUACCUAAUAACGCGGCAUCUAUACGAGGAUCCUCGCCGGCACUCGCCUGGAGCCCUAACUGACCUCCGCUCGGCGCUGGUCAACAACACCAUCUUCGCCACCCUCGCGGCCAGACACGGCUUUCACAAGUACUUCCGCCAUAUGUCCCCCGGUCUGAACGAGGUGCUAACUCGCUACGUGAGGAUACAAGAAGAAAACGGACAUUCCAUCAGCGAGGAGCACUACCUGAUUCACGAGGACGAGCUGGAGCAAGCAGAAGACGUGGAGGUCCCCAAGGCUCUGGGAGACCUUUUCGAGUCCAUAGCCGGCGCCAUAUUUUUAGACUCCGGCAUGUCGCUAGCGGCGGUGUGGGGCUCGUACGAGCAGCUGAUGGGGGCCGAGCUGGAGGCCUUCUCGGCCGCCGCCCCCAAGUCCCCCGUCCGGGAGCUUCUAGAAGCCGAACCCGACACGGCUAAGUUCGGGAAACCAGAGCGCCUUGCUGACGGAAGACGUGUUCGUGUCUGCGUAGAGGUAUUCGGUCGAGGAGCUUUCAAGGGCGUCGGACGAAACUACCGGAUCGCCAAGGGCACAGCUGCCAGGUGCGCCCUUAGGCACCUUAAGAGGCAUAAACAGCAUUGAAAUUUGUAUUCAGAAGCCUUCGAGGCAAAAAACCUAGCUCUUAACCAGAAACCUAUGCAAUUAAAACUGCACGAAGCCAAUGCGCUUGACGAGGAACUGAAGCCUAUGGAGGAACCUGGUCUUCAACAGGAAGUGAUGUCACGAUCGUCAGCAUUGAGGGAACGACUGAUGAGAAGAACCGGAAACUACUGAAUCGCUAAGGGCAUAGCUGCUAGAUGUGCCUUAAGACAUCUUAACAGACAUAAACUGCAUUGAAACUUGUUUUAAGACAACGCAGAAGACUUCAGGGUAUUGAAACCAGAAAAACCGCCAAGAAAACCCAUUAAUUUUUCCGUGGAUUAACUCCGCCAUUUGUAUUUACUUUUAUUGUGCAAUAUCGCGAAUAUCUGACAGGCCGAUAUCGUCCGGCGAACUGGUAAUAAGUGGACCCCUUAAAACACGCUGAAGAUAUAAAGGCUAUUCACACACUAAGACCUAUGCUGUAAAAUAAAACCGAAGAAACAUAAUACGUCCUCAUUAUGUUGUACUUGUCUUUAAAAAAAGCGGCCAAGUGCGAGUCGGACUCGCCCAUGAAGGGUUCCGUACCAUUUAUGACGUAUUAAAAAAACUACUUACUAGAUCUGGUUCAAACCAAUUUUCGUUGGAAGUUUGCAUGGUAAUGUAAAUCAUAUAUUUUUUUUAGAUUUUUCAUUCCGUUAUUUUAGAAGUUACGGGGGGGGGGGGGGACACACUUUUUUUUCACUUUGGAAGUGUCUCUCGCGCAAACUAUUCAGUUUAGAAAAAAAUGAUAUUAGAAACCUAAAUAUCAUUUUUGAAGACCUAUCCUUAGAUACCCCACACGUAUGGGUUUGAUGAAAAAAAAUUUUUGUUUUAAUUUUUAUGACGUAUUAAAAAAAUACUACUUACUAGAUCUCGUUCGAACCAAUUUUCGGUGGAAGUUUGCAUGGCAAUGUAUAUCAUAUUUUUUUUUUAGAUUUUUUAUUCUGUUAUUUUAGAAGUUACGGGGGGGGGGGGACACUUUUUACCACUUUGGAAGUGUCUCUCGCGCAAACUAUUCAGUUUAGAAAAAAAUGAUAUUAGAAACCUCAAUAUCAUUUUUAAAGACCUAUCCAUAGAUACCCCACACGUAUGGGUUUGAUGAAAAAAGAUUUUUUGAGUUUCAGUUCUAAGUAUGGGGAACCCCCAAAAUUUAUUGUUUUUUUUCUAUUUUUGUGUAAACAUCAUAAUGCGGUUCAUAGAAUACAUCUACUUACCAAGUUUGAACAGUAUAGCUUUUAUAGUUUUGGAAAAAAGUGGCUGUGACAGAAUCGGACAGACAGACGGACAUGACGAAUCUAUAAGGGUGUUUUUUGCCAUUUGGCUACGGAACCCUAAAAACAUGCAGUAGGGUGUCCCUUAUUGCAGGGAUCGGAACCGGUUUUUUGGAAAAACUUGGAAAUAGACAUAUAUUUCGGUUUAUUUUAUACUCCAAAUAUAGGGCUCGGUUGUGUUUUUAGAUAACGACUAGUAUUAUUAGAUUGCCCAAUUAGAAAUGAAAUAAUUAACAAAGAACGAAAAAAUACCGUUUUCGUUCCCAUACAAAAAAUACCGGUUUCCGAUCCCUGCCUUAUUGUACAAUUUUCAGAAAUUAUUAACGGAUACCCCCUAAAUCGGUAUCUUUUAUCCUACAACACUCUAAAAAUUAAUUUCAGGUAAUUCUUGCAAUUCCCGUGCCGACUGUCAUGCUAUUCUCGCAUACAAUUAAUGAAAAUUACAGAUAUUUUUUUUUUAUUAUUGUGUCAUAUCGACCUUUUAUAAUACUGCCAUAAAAACAUAAUUUUACAAAAAAUUCGCGGUGCGAACACAAAACCAAUGAAAAAUUAUCAAAUUACUGUCUGACCAAAUUUCUCCAUAGUAAUUUGUAUGGGGAUUUUAGUUGCAAAUGGACACGGGCUCCUGUACACAAAAAUGUCCUGAAUUUCUGUUUCAGGGUGUUUUGGAGUAGUAUCUUUUAGACGACCGGCUUGGCCUAGUGGGCAGUGACCCUGCUUACGAAGCUGAUGGUCCCGGGUUCAAAUCCUGGUAAGGGCAUGUAUUCGUGUGAUGAGCAUGGAUAUUUGUUCCUGAGUCAUGGGUGUUUUCUAUGUAUUUAAGUAUUUAUAAAUAUUUAUAUAUUAUAUAUAUCGUUGUCUAAGUACCCUCAACACAAGCCUUAUUGAGCUUACUGUGGGACUUAGUCAAUUUGUGUAAUAAUGUCCUAUAAUAUUUAUUUAUUAUUUAUUUAUCUUUAUAUUUAUGGGGUAUGCGUAGUUAAUUUUAAAAAUCGUAAAUAAGGGACACUAACAUGCAGACAUAAUUUUUAUCUGUGACUCAGCGACUUCGCUCGCGAAUGCGUUCUCAGUGUGUGUAUCUCCUAAUCCACCGACAACCUACAAUUUCAGAUGAGCAAGUUUCGAAGUUUCCAAAAAGUUGGAAAUGUACAUUUUUAUUCAGAGUGUUUAUUUGGUCACUUGCAAUAAUUUACGGACUGAAUAUAUAGGUCAUACUGAGCAUCUUUUACUAUGGGAGUUAUGGGACCAACCCGGAAAUUGCGAAUAAAAUUUACUCUCCCAUAGAUAAUGUCAAGGUCAGACAGCCAAAAUGUAUGAAACAGACAAUUUUUUUUUCGCGACUUCGGUGUUGUACCCAUAGUAAAAGUUGCUCAGUAUGACCUAUAUAUUCACCCCGUAAAUUAUUGCAGGUGACUAAAUAAACGCCCUGUAUGAAACAAAAGAAAGGUUUCAUUUCUGAAAAGGGAUAUUUCAAUCCCGGUAAAUAUUUCCAUGUAGAUAUUUCGCAAGUUUGAAAACUUUCCGUGGGAAUAUUAUUCUCAAAGUAUUCGAUUGAAUAUAUAUUAUGAUUGUAACUUUUAUAAAUAAUGCUGUAACUAAUUUUUGUAACGUGUGCGUUUAUAUGAAUAUGAAUUGUAAAUAAAUUGUGUUUGUGUUA